Messenger RNA from Penaeus indicus, 1008 nucleotides. RefSeq lists its product as uncharacterized. The transcript has 8 exons. Lineage: Eukaryota; Metazoa; Arthropoda; Malacostraca; Decapoda; Penaeidae. Gene Ontology annotation, cellular component: extracellular matrix. The record is from RefSeq and is a predicted model, not a curated record. The coding region runs from base 1 to 1008 and encodes 335 amino acids.
AUGUCUCUCAAGGUCGCCGUCCUCGCCUGCGUGGCUGUCGUCGCUCUGUGCGACAAGGCCCCAGUCCAGGACCCCCAUCCCCCUGUCUACACCCCUAGACCUGCUUACCAUGCCCCUGCACCGUACCACGCCCCCGAACCCGCCUACCACGCCCACGCACACUACGAGCCCGAAUAUCCUGCUGUGCCCCCGAAGUACAACUACAACUACGGUGUCGCCGAUAGCUACUCCGGCGUCAACCUCGGGCACACGGAGUCCCGCGACGGGUUAAGUCCAGGGAUAACCAUGGCACUGUCAUGUCAUAGCACGGGGAAGAUUGGUCAAGCUGAGGACUCGGACACCAGACGUGGAGGCCACGAGAGAAAGGCCUACAGCGGAGCCAACGCACGAAUAUACGCACGUUGUCACAUAUAUAAGGAAAAAUGUCUACCAACAUUUACCAUUCACACUCCAACCAUGUCUCUCAAGGUCGUCGUCCUCGCUUGUGUGGCUGUCGUCGCUCUGUGCGACAAGGCCCCUGUCCACAACCCCCUUCCCCUCGUCUAUACACCUAGACCCACACCUUACCACGCCCCCGAACCCGCCUACCACGCCCCCGAACCCGCCUACCACGCCCCCGGACCCGCCUACCGCGCCCCCGAGCCUGCUUACCACGCCCCCGAGCCUGCUUACCACGCCCCCGAACUCGCCUAUCACGCCCCAGAGCCUGCUUACCACGCCCCCGAACCCGCCUACCACGCCCCCGAGCCUGCCUAUCACGCCCCAGAGCCUGCCUACCACGCCCCCGAACCCGCUUAUCAUGCCCACGCACACUACGAGCCCGAAUACCCUGAUGUGCCCCCGAAGUACAACUACAACUACGGCGUCGCCGAUGGCUACUCCGGUGCCAACUUCGCCGCCUCGGAGUCCCGCGACGGGUUAAGUCCAGGGAUAACCAUGGCACUGUCAUGUCAUAGCACGGGGAAGAUUGGUCAAGCUGAGGACUCGGACACCAGACGUGGAGGUUAG